This is a messenger RNA of Parathielavia appendiculata, 646 nucleotides long. RefSeq lists its product as uncharacterized. The transcript has 2 exons. Lineage: Eukaryota; Fungi; Ascomycota; Sordariomycetes; Sordariales; Chaetomiaceae. The coding region runs from base 90 to 530 and encodes 146 amino acids. The record is from RefSeq and is a predicted model, not a curated record.
GACGGGAUGAGGAGGAAGACAGAGACCAGAUCAAUCAGCUUCAGCUUUCAAGCCGUUCAUGCAAAGUAAUCGCCCUACUCCACCAUAUCAUGGCCUCGCCGACCGGGCCCACAAAUCCUCAUCGCAACUGGCAGCGGAUGGGAGACUUGCCGCUGAGUAUCCUCUUCAGCAGCUUUCGCGACCUUGCCAGCCUGCAUCGCGCCACAACUCUUAUUCAAGAUGCUCGAUUGCAGUGUUCGGACUCCGGAAAGUUAAAAACGCACAUCUGGCUCCGGCACUCACCUGUGAACAUCAAUGCUCCUGUUAGCCAAAGCCUCGAGACCAAAAGGGCUGGGGCGCAUUUUGGAUCAGGUCGGACGCCUUACCGUUCUAUGCUGUUUAAGAGGCAGUGCACUUCUUGCCGGCUGCGCUUCCUCUGUCUCCGGAAAUCGACAUCCGAGAGAUGUAACGGUCCCAGGAGUAUAUUGCAACUAGCUGGUAACGACUCUACGAGUUUGUCUCGAAUGGAGAGAAAAGAAGAAAAAGAGUAAAAGACAUGCAAGAUACAUGCCAUCUUAUACCUCCACAUUCUUAGCCUGUGCGCUGAUAUCGAACAAGAUAGAAGUCCACCGAACCUCGAGUGUUGGCCGAGAGUUUGCCGAGGCCU